AUUCUCAUAUCAUGCUGCAUAGAUGUGGAACUUGGUGAUUUAGCCGACGUUGUGGUGCUCGGUGUGGGUUGGUUUUCUCUAAUUUUAAGUGAAUUUACUCGCAAUCCCAUCCUUCCGGAAUCACUUAAAUCCUGUCGCGAGGAUAUAUAUCGUGUCACUGAAGUGUGUGCGUGCAACUGUGCGUGACCCGGUGGUGUGUGCUUGUGUGGAAGAGGGCGUACAAGAGAGGAAAAACUCCACGACUUCAGAUUACGUAGUUUAGUGCAUUCCCCAAGAAAUUCCAAAGGUGCCAGAAAACAAAACCCCGUAGCGCGAGAGAAAUCUCUUCGCUACUCUCGAUAUUCGGUCACUGUGGGGGCUACGGAGAUUCUCCCAGUGCGUGACUGUGGGGCAACACAGAGAAGUUUCCUUUCUUUUUUAUCUUGGUCAGAGGAGGUGAAUUUUUGGGGGCGCACCGAGGAGAGGAAGGAAAGGCACCACGGCAGCCAAGGAGGAGGCCCUGAGGCCGUCCACUCGCAAUGGAGACCAUGGAGUAUGAGUUGGCGAGGAAUUUGACAUUGCUCUUCUUCCUCGAGCGCCUCCUGGACAAGGGGGAGCCUCGUACGCUCCACGAUCUCUCUUGCCAGUUUGGGGCCAAGGGAUUUACGCGGGAGAUGCGUCAGAUUGCUGGAGGGAGUCAAUCAGGUUUGAAGAAAUUCCUCGCCAGCUACCCAGCCCUCUUCUACAUAAAUGGAGACUACGUACAUGUCAACACCUACCUGUCGGCGUCCCCAGAUGACCCCAGUGGCGCUACAGGUGGUCGCCGGGACUACACGCAGGAAGCGAAGGAGUACUUCAAGAAUAAACUCCUUAUGUACGGGUUGGGCACGGAAGUUCCCAUACGCAGUCUCCUUGGGCACCGGAGUCAGGCAUCGCCACAAGUGCGACACAUCUCGGGGCAGCACAUUAAGGAAUUCACGGACUUCCUCAGCAAGCAUCCGGACACAUUCACCGUGAUCGAUGAGCACGUGAUGCUCGUGGAAACGGACGAUCUCAAGGAUAUUCCUGUUGGUGAGCGCCUCCAUCUGCCGCAGCCCUCAAUCGAUACGAUUGCCACGCAACAGUUGCUCGACUUUUUUGCUCACUGGAUCGAAAACAAAGGGCCAAUUCUCGUUGAUCAGCUCUUCCACAUUGUAACUUCCAAGUUUCCCGAGGAAAUGUGGCUACGGAUGUUCAAGACACCGAGUGAUUUGUCCACAUUCCUGAAACUCUUCUCAGAUUGCUUCCACAUUCAAUCGAAUCUAGUCACUUUACUGCAGAAACCACGACUGUCGGAUGCACAUAUACAGCAAGCUCAGGCUCGGGCACGGGAUCAAUUUAAUAAUAAUCCAACGAUGAGGACAUUAUCGCCACAGAUGAGACUCCAAAAUAAUAAUAAUUUGAUGCAAACAAUUGGGGAUUUUAAGCUAAAUGAACCUGUGACGAGUACGAGUAGCAAUUCACCGACUGUGAGCAAUAAGAGUGAACCAAAUAGUGGGUUUGAAAGUCUUGUCCACGACAAUGAUGCCAAAUUGGACAAUCUCUGCGAUAGGAAUUGUCCGAGUGGGUCCAUUGGGUCAUACUAUACGCGUUCUUCCACCCCGCCGACCAUUCCAGCGCACCAAAAUCCAUCGGUUCAGCAGGUGCAGGUCGCCCAGCAACCGGUGGAGAAGACUCCAGCAAAGAAUCAAACACUAAAGCAACGGAUCAAUAGUUUAGUGAUUAAGACACUUGCGGAGAAUUUGGAGAAGGAUAAGCAAGCAAUGAGUGCCCUUCAGGCGGGAAAUGCCGCAAAUAUGGGCGAUGGAAAGGCGCAAAAUACAAAUUCAGCCCAUAUGAAUAAUUACUUUGUCGGUGACACGUGGAAGAUAAAGGUGUUGCAGAAUACACGUGUUAUUGCGACAAUAAAGGAGUGCCUCUUUGUCACGGAGGCCAUUCUCAAAUCUGCCGCAAAUGAUCAGGUUGUCAUUAGUUUUGACUGCGAAGGUAUCAAUUUGGGGGCAAAGGGGCAGCUGACACUCGUUGAGAUUGGCACAACACGUGGGGAGGCGUUCAUCUUUGACAUACUCACAUGCCCGGAAAUGGUAUCAGAUGGGGGUUUGAAGACACUCCUCGAGAGUGAGAAUGUCAUCAAAAUCAUCCACGAUUGCCGCAAUGAUUCCAUCAAUUUAUUCAAUCAAUUUGGCAUCCUCAUGCGCAAUGUCUUCGAUACGCAAUCCGCUCAUGCGAUAUUGCAGCUACAGAAUCACGGGAAGCAAGUGUACAAGGUGAAGAAUGUGUCCCUGAAUACGCUGUGUGAGAUGUACGGUGCCCCCAUAAAUCCCAUGAAGGAUCAACUCAAGAAUGUCUACCGGAGAGAUCAAAAAUAUUGGGCGAGGAGACCACUCUCGCGCGAUAUGCUCCUCUAUGCUGCCGGUGAUGUUCUCGUGUUGAUCAAUGAGCAACUCUAUGCAGCCAUGGCCAGUGCCAUAUUGCCGGAAUAUCGUGGAUUAUUGUCGGAAUUGUGUACAGAACAGAUACUAAUGCUAAUCCGUCCAAUUGAGGUGAAAAUGAGGAAAAAGCAGCGAAAAAUUAGCACUGAAGUGGCUGAUUUGCGUGCUAAACUAUCACAAUCGAGCAAUAAGAAUAUAGUUCUAAGUAAUCGAGAAAUUCGUCUCUUGCGCUAUUUGGAUUUGACUGAGGAGGAAAAGGAGAAACUCAAGGGAUCCUACAAAGUGGCCAAGAAGCUGGAGAAGUUGGAGAAUUUGGGUCAAGACCGAGACCAAAGUGAUUCGGAGGAUGAUGGAGAAGUGGCUGAGCAUGAAUAUGCAAGCCUCGAUAGUGUUCCAUCGGAUAAUUCCUUACCCGGUGCUGGGACAUUCUCACCGAGAAAUUCCGAACCGCCAAGUCUUACGGAAUCCAUGCAGCUUAUGGAUGAAAUUCUAUCGGACACAACAAUGGAUCGAAUGGCUAAAAUUGAUAAAUUAGAGGCUAUCCUCUCAACAGCUACCCUUCUUCCAAAUGAUCCAGUCUUCUCUCAAACACCUGAUCAAAUUCUCUCAGCCACAAGUGCUAUUUUAAACGCAAACAACGAACACAAUCUCAAGCAUCAAUCAUAUCGCGAUGGAGAACAUAAAAGCUCUGGAAAGUGCUGCCAGUGUUUGUGUCACGAUAGAGGAUCAAAUCGUGGUUCUGUAAAUAAUUCAGGGAAUCGUCAGAAGUUGGUGAUGAAGCAAGAUGAGGCGUGUCAAACACUCAGUACCGGUGAUAUUGUGAUAACGAAGAUAUUCUUCAAGGAGGACCAAGAGAAGGCACAGGAGAAGAUUCUCACAUCAACGCCCAAGAAGGUUGCUAAUUGAGAUCGUCGUUUGCCGCGUAAUCCCGUUGGUAAGCGAUAGAAUAGUUUACUUUUUGUUGUUCUAAAAUGCCCCACAAAGAGAACUUUUAGUCCCAAACUGCCCCGAGACGAGUCACUGAACAUAUGAGGGAGAAAGAAAACCCAUUGAAGGGUUUGUGAAAUAUCGCUGCGUAGUAUUUUUGAUGAAUUCUGAAAAUAGCUUACAGUCAGUGGUAGGAAAAAAAAAGUGAAAUGAAAGUGAAAAAUCAUUAGAACAUUUUCCCUGUCAAUUGCAAUAUAUAAGUAGUGAAAAUUGUAUUAUAGUAGACGCAAAGAAAAGGAGAAGGAUAAAAGUGAGACAAAAUUAUUGAAUUAUUUUUGAUUGGACCAAUUUUUUUUACAUGCAAUAAUUAUUUGUAAAAAAAAAAGUAAAAGAAAAAUUUAUAUAAAAGAAAUCAUUGAUGAAUACAUAGUUCUUCUAUUUAUAGAAUAAUUAUUAAUUUUGAAUUAUUUACAAAUUUUUCAUUCUUGUUCAAUUUAUUAUACAAAAAAAUGAAAUUUAUCUGUGACCAUCUCAAUACAUCACUAAACAUUAUCUAGUGCCUUUCUAACUAUAUUUAAAUUUAAAACAAGAAUCAAAAGUUGAAGAAAUAUUUAGAAUUAUUAUACAGAUACACCAAUCAUUGAUGAAGAAGUUAAAAUGAAAUGAUUUAUUCUCUUUACUGAUACGUUUACAGAGAACUUUAUAAUUAUUAGAAAACAAGUACUAUCUAUAUAUUUCCUAAAAUCUGGAUAAAUGAGUCAAUUUUUCGAUUUGCGAUACACAAAAUGCGGGUUUAAUAGGGCGUUAUACUAAUAUACGUACUAUAUAAAGUUUCGAAGAAGAAAGAGAAAGUUUAAUAAAAUAAUUAUUUAUUAUUAAGUUAAUUCCCCCCGAAAAUUAUUUUGUGUAUUAAGCAAUCGUUUCCAAUAUUUGGCUUUUCGAUGGAGCUUUACUAAUUUAUCUCGUAAUAUAUUAUUAUAUAUGUUUUAAAACAAAUGGGACAAGAAUAAGGUGGAAUUGUAUAUAAAAUAAAGUUUUUUUUUCUCCUCUAUAUUUUACCCAAAAGUAAUACAUCUUUCAAAAGAACAAUUGAUUUAUAAAUAUUUAUUGUUAAUCUAUAUUUUGUACAUAAUAGUUGCCAUAAAGUGAAGGAAAAUCCUAAAUAAAAAAUUUCUUAUGAAUUGAAUGGCAAACAAGAUUAGAAAAAAAGCAAAAGAAAAAAAAAACUUAUGAGAAAAAAAACGCAAUAAUACCCUUUUUUCAAUAGAUGAUGAAACAUUGUAGGAAUACUAAACAAAAAAAAAGUUAACAUUUUAUUAACAAUAUACAACAAGACGAUGAGGUUGGAAUAACAAAUAUAUCUUUUACUGAGAAGACGAAGAUGGGAUGAAAAAAAAAAGUGUAGGCAAGUAGUUUUUGGCUUAAAAUUGUAGGUGUUGAACAAAAAUCAAGCAAUGAAUUGAAAGAGAAAAAAAACCUGAGACUAAAUAAUUGCUCAUACAUAUCUCAUUAAGAUAUGAACAUUUUUGAUGAUGGGGAAUAUAAUACAAAUCGAUAACAAAAAAAAUUGAGAAAACAUUUUAAUAGGGAAGAAGAAAUACUAAUGAUUUUUUUAUUAAACGAAAAAACUAUCAAUAUUGUAAUAUUGAAAUAUUAUAAAAAUUAUUUCCUAAAUA
Lutzomyia longipalpis is the source of this 5053-nucleotide messenger RNA. RefSeq lists its product as uncharacterized. The transcript has 8 exons. The record is from RefSeq and is a predicted model, not a curated record. Gene Ontology annotation, biological process: nucleobase-containing compound metabolic process. Gene Ontology annotation, molecular function: nucleic acid binding; 3'-5' exonuclease activity. Bases 519 to 3356 code for a protein of 945 amino acids. Lineage: Eukaryota; Metazoa; Arthropoda; Insecta; Diptera; Psychodidae.